Messenger RNA from Conger conger (European conger), 3565 nucleotides. It is a transcript of the gene sgo2, whose product is annotated as shugoshin 2. Gene Ontology annotation, biological process: meiotic chromosome segregation. The transcript has 9 exons. The coding region runs from base 243 to 3428 and encodes 1061 amino acids. The record is from RefSeq and is a predicted model, not a curated record. Gene Ontology annotation, cellular component: chromosome, centromeric region; nucleus. Lineage: Eukaryota; Metazoa; Chordata; Actinopteri; Anguilliformes; Congridae.
ACCAAGGAACUGUUCAGAAUUUCAACUGGAAACGGCGGCGGCAUAUGCUGUUUGUUUAUAUUUAAAGAUGAGGGGAAGAAUCGGUUUGCGUUUGUUUAUAAAGUAAACCGCUAUGAUAUUUUAAAUUAUUUUAACGUAACGUUAGCUAACUGGCUAAAUGUAGUCACAUUCGCCAUAACCUGGACAGAACGCAGACCACAAGAAUAUAUUUCAAAUUUAAGUGUAACUGUUAUCCCAUAACCAUGCAGUUGGAAGGGAGUGCGCGGCGCUUCGCAGCGGUUGAUCCGAAGGGUCUGAAAAGCACGACGAAACCGGCUGCCCUCAAAGCGGCCAAGCAGAACUCGUCGUUAGUCGCGAAGAUCAAGACAAAGAUCCAAAAUACCUCGUCCUUCUUCAAGGUCUCGCUGAAGACCAACAACAAGGCCCUGGCCCUGGCCCUCGUAGCGCAGAAGGACAAGAGCCGGCUCCUGGAAACGGAGACCGUUCGCCUUAGGAAAGAAGUGCAGUCCCUGUGCUUCGACCUCGCCCACCACCGACAUCAACACAACCGGCUGGUCAGACUCUUGAAGGACCUUCAAGCGAGUGCCUUACACAGCAUCGUAGCAGCUGUGGACCUGCUUUCUGCUGAAGAUGUACAGGACUCCUCUGAUGCUCCUGAUGAAAUAAAUGAGAAAUCCCAGACACACCCAGAAGAUGCCAUCACAGAGCUGGGGAGGGUCCCCGGUAGGGUACCUGUGGUAUCUGAGAAAAUUGGAAACACUCCACGCCCUUCUCCGAAGAAACCAACCAGGGAAUCCAGUGGAUCCAGUGGAUCCCAAGACCAACUGGGGAAUCCCUCAGAGGAGAUCCACUCACAAACCAGCACAGCCACUCUUCACAGGGUCAUAGGUCAAGGAAGUACAUGCAAUGAGGAUACAGAGACUGUAGCUGAAAGUAUCCCACCUCGAAAGGAAAAAAUUGCCCGUCCAUCGUCUGGCUUGCAGCAGGAGUUGGAUAAGUGGUCUCAGAUCUAUUUAGACAUCCAGCUGGAGCCAGAACCUAUCCCAGAACCCCUUGCUGUUGUGAACUCUCCGCCUCUACCAGAGUCGGCCUCAGUGGAGCCCAAAGGGACGUCGGGCGGCCUAACGGGGGAGUCCCCAGGCCCGGAGAGGACCACCCUGUUUGAGUCCGAGAUGGAGAUCACGCUGGGCGAACCCCUGGCAGAAAUAGUCGCCGUGGAGACCAAGCCCAAGAAAAGCAGGAAGGAGAGCGUGGCGAAGUCGCAGAGGAAGGAGGGCACGCAGGCAGACGGCACUCGGCCUCCGGAUAAGGAAGAGGAGAAGAAGAAGAAGAAGAAGAAGAAGAGCAGCUCUGUUCGCUGGGAAGAGACUCCUAGCACAGAUGCUCCUCCUACUCAGGGGCGGGGCCAGAUGCGGAGCCCCGCCUCCUACCUGUCCCUCAAUCCCGUCGGCCCCGCCUCCGAGGCGGAGGUGAAAGAGGUGGAGCCUGUGGAAAGGGAGGCGGAGCCUGCACAAAGGGAGGCGGAGCCUGCACAAAGGGAGGCGGAGCCUGUGGAAAGGGACGGGGACCUGUUCGCGGCUCGCCGGAAUGUUCACGUCACCUCCCGCAACGCGAAGAACCGCCGCCAAACCCGCGAAGCCCCGCCAGGCUUCAUCGGGGAGCGGAGCGCGCGGAAAACCUACAUCGUCUCCCUCGACGCCGAGCGCGCGAACGCCGGCCCCCUCAGCUCGCCGAAAGACGACUACUUUGGCAACGCGGAAACGUGCGGCGCGAGAAUCGGGGAAAAGGAAAUCCCCUGGGAUACGGACACUCGGGAAGACGAGGAAGGCCUCGGAGGGAAAAGCAGGAAGACUUACGUCGUCCCCGCGUCGCAGAGCGGCUGCGCCGUGAGCAGGAGGACGUACGUGAUCUCGGACGACGGCGAGCGGGGCCGCACGAGCACGAAGAGCAGGAGGACUAAAGCUCUCUCUGUAAGCAGGGAGCACGAGCCUGCGGCUGACAGACUCUGCGUUAUGGACCCAGGCCGCACAGGGGAACCGGCUGCAGGUGAGCCGAGCGCGUUAGAACACCAGAGCGGGCCGGGCUUGGCAGGCAAACGCAAGGGGCCGUUCACUGAGGGACCCGGGGCCCCAAGCUGGGACCCGACGGGGAGCCCCGUUACCCUCGAUGGCCCCAUCAUGCUGGAGAACCCUCCUUGGGAGACCCCGUUGGAUCCAUCGUCUGCCGUCACGGGAGAACCCAAACCCAAGAGGUGCAGGAAGGAGAGCGGCACCAGAGUGGGGAAGAAGGAGAGGAAACGGAGGGAUGAAGCCUCAUCUCAGGUGAAGAAGAGGGAGAAAGGCAGCGGUCAUAAAGAGAAACACCUCGAUGCGAACGUCCCGACCUCGUGGGGCUACAGUGGGACCCUUACGCCAGCUCCUAGCAACCAUGCCGGACCUGAUCCGAGGGAACUGUCGGCAGGGCGACCGGAACCCUGUGGCAUAGCGACGGCUUCUGUGACAUCACACAGGAAGAAUAUUAUGAGGAAGACUAACAUCAUCACCUCGGAUGGUCGUUGUGAAGGCAGUAACUCAGUUGACACAACUGUCACGAGUCAACCGAUUGAGUUCCCGGUUGCCGAGCAGAAUAUAGGUGCCAUAAAACCUGUAACUUUAGCCCACGCGUCUGCAGACUCCAACUGUGAAGUGAAGAAGGAAAACUAUGCUUAUUCUACUACCACGGAAGCUGAGAAUGGUGUAGCAAGGAACGAUGCAUUCUGGGAACCGAAUAUCCACCUCAGCCAAGAACAGAUGGCCACCCCCUCGCAUCAGAGCUGUCCUGUCGCGAACAGGAAGACGUCUGUGGUCUCCGAACGUCACGCCCGGGGCCCCGCGUCCGUGAAGGGCCAGAGGAGUAGAGUGGCCCCCAGUGGGAGGGACUCCGAGGCGGAGAGGGCGGUGCAUUCUGGGGGGGUCCUGGCAGCCCCCCCCUCUCCGGACGGGACGCGGGAGAGCCUAAAAAAGCUCAUCCUGGAGGAGAGGCCCCCCUGGGAGCUGAUGGAUGACAGCUGCGCCUCGCUCCCCGAGUGGGACGUCCCGCUGCAGACGCCGGCCCCCGGGCCCGUCUCCAAGCCCACGCCCGCCAGGGUCGCCGUCUACGAGGAGCCGGCCGACCCAGCUCCAGAGAGCUCCCCGGCGGGUAGAGCGCUGCAGAGUUUGACCAACACACCUGUUACCAUGGACGCGGAGCAUGGGAGGGUGAGGAGACGUGGGAAAGGGGCUGUUUCCUACAAGGAGCCGUCAAUCAACUGCAAAAUGAGGCGUGGAGAUAAGUUCAGUGACACCAAGUUCCUGAGCUCUCCCAUCUUUAAAGACAAGAAGAAGAAGAAGAAAGCGCACGCCCAGAAGAUGGAGAUUGACACACGGCUUUCUUUCAACGACACGGACUGAGUUCCGUCCUCCUUUCCAUCGUUAUUAUUUAAUUUUGCACUGUUGUCGUUCGUAUUUUACGUUUAUUUCACCUUCUGCUAUGCUUUAUAUUUCACGCCGACAUUUAUUGAAUAAAGUGCUUCUCAGUUUAGACCCUC